AUGCUAACGCUUUCGUCUCUACUUCGCUAUUCUCAACUAUUAUUAAAGAACAUCGGGAAAAGAGUGCCGCGACGUCGCGGCGUGGAUUCGGCGGCACUAUUCCGGGACCGCAGCGGCGGUGGCGGCGGCGGCGACGACGACGACGAUGACGACGCUGACCUCAAAAUUGCAUAUGUCGGAAUGAGGAAGGAGAUAUUGGAUGAAGUUGUUCGAAGGAUUACGUCCGUUGUUAUGCUUAAAGUCUCUGCUAAAAAGUACUUGACCACUUCACAACUGAAGAACGCAGGAAUCGCCUUUCUACAAAAAAUCGAAAUGUUGCUCUCUGGCUCGGAGAGAGGUGAAGGAGCAGCCGUACCAUGUAAACUCCUUUUUCUACGACACGUUCCUGUGUAUAUCGUGUAUCAUUGUAUUAUCAUCAUACGUUCGGUGUUUCUGCUCGACUACGUGCUACGCGUGAAAAAUUUCACUCCUUACGUGAAUUUUGCCAACAAAUACGGCCUGGAGGUGUCCCCUUUUCAGCUUCGAGUCUAUACAACACGCUACGUUGAUGGUGGCUAUCUUACGGCUCCUAAUGAAGUGGAUGUUAGCCGGAAGUUGAAAUCGUUAUGGUUCUCGUUUGGAGCAUUGACAGCACUUGUAUGCCUCGUCGGCAUCUCCGUCUACUUGUCCCACCUUCUCUAUCGAGAUGUUUCGUAUUUGCUAUCAUUACGACCAAAAGUAGCACCAUAUCGAUCAAUACCUCAUCCAAUCGCAGCACUUAUUCGAACAGAGGCACCAACUCCUGACGACCUUCCUCCACCACCGACGGAAGAGUUUGACGUUCUUGAUGGAUCAGCUGAUUCAGAAACAGGUCUCAUACCGAUCAUCCCUGGAGUGAAUUUGCCGUGGAGUCAUAUACCUGUUUUCAUGGUGGUAUUGGCGGCAGCAGCUAUAAUACAUGAGCUUGGACAUUCCUCCGCAGCAAAGACCUAUAAUGUUCGAGUUAACGGCUUCGGAUUGUUUUUGCUUGGCUUGUAUCCUGGAGCAUUCACGGACAUUGAUCCAGAGUCUUUGAGACGCAGUCAUCCUCGCCACCGUCUUGAGGUGUUCGGAGGAGGUAUCUGGCACAAUAUUGUGUUGGCCGGUGUGGCGUAUUUAAUGUUCCUCUGGACGCCGUACUUUUUGUCUCCGUUCUUCAGUCAAGGCAAUGGAGUUACUGUUACAGGCGUUGAUUCACGUUCCGGCUUGUAUGGUGCUGGUGGGUUGUCAGCGGGGAACGUUGUAGUAUCUAUUGAUGACUGCGCGAUACGAAAACAAGAAGAUUGGAGGGAAUGUGUGCGGCAUCUGGAGAAAGAAAAACAUGGUCAAUGCGUGCCGCGCAGUACUGUUGAGGCAUCGCUAGCGACAAAGACGUCAAUUUCUUUGGAUGAACUGCAUUGCUGCGAUGACUUCACGAAUAUCACGCAUGCUCACAUGUGUUUUGAGACGAUGCUUGAUAUAACCACCAAGCAAUUCGUCACUAAAGCAUACUCACUGAAUAAGGUCCUUCGUGUUGGAUCAGUGGAGCCCGCUCAAGAGGUCAUCCGUGAGAAACGGAAACGUUCCAAACGAUUUAGUUGCCUAUCAGCACAAUAUGUUACCUCACAGCCAAGUUGUAGUAACACUACGAGUUGUGCUAAGAACGCGGAAGGAGACGAGCGAGUAUGUGUUUUUCCCGCCUUGUUCAAUGGAACCCAGUUGGCCAGAAUAACGGUGAAGAAUCACCAACGACCUGUUCUGUAUGUGGGCGAUCUGGAUGAGCUUAUCACUUAUGUUAGGAUCGAUCCACUGGUUGCCAGACUCUCAUGGAUCCCUCACUAUUGGGCUGAGUCGGUGGAAUUGGUACCGAAGUACCUUUUCACCCUCUCAUUGGCACUGGGUUUACUUAAUAGUGUGCCUUGUUAUGCACUUGACGGACAAUAUAUAGUGAUCACGUGUGUAAAUUGGGCUUUUAAGAUGUUUGCAAGACGGCGCCGUCAACAGCUGAUUUCACUGAUUCUCACGUUGGGAACGUUUCUCCUAUGCGCUAAUGUCAUCGUAGGCUUCAUCAAAAUGGCUAUUUAG
Necator americanus (New World hookworm) is the source of this 2082-nucleotide messenger RNA. RefSeq lists its product as uncharacterized. Gene Ontology annotation, cellular component: cytoplasm; membrane. Bases 1 to 2082 code for a protein of 693 amino acids. Gene Ontology annotation, biological process: regulation of response to endoplasmic reticulum stress; membrane protein intracellular domain proteolysis. Gene Ontology annotation, molecular function: metalloendopeptidase activity. The transcript has 18 exons. Lineage: Eukaryota; Metazoa; Nematoda; Chromadorea; Rhabditida; Ancylostomatidae. The record is from RefSeq and is a predicted model, not a curated record.